GUCCACGUAUAUAUGUAUAUAUAUAGUCAUCUAAUAGGCUUGUGUAUACACCACAGACUUCAAUCUGUAUCACGUUUAGUUCUCCAAUAAAAACAAUAGUGAUUUUGUUAGUGUAAAAUGGCUGAUAUUCUGGAUAUUUUGGACAUUGAGCAUCCAGCGGCGUCUGAAGUGAGUCGGGACAGUAUCAUCCACGGAGAUAAAGCUAAGAAGAAGUAUGUAACCGCUAAGGCCGUGAAGAGGCCCGAGGGUAUGCACAGGGAAGUUUUUGCUCUUCUCUAUAAUGACAACAAUGAUUUGCCACCACUUCUUCCCACAGAUACUGGCAAAGCAUAUAAGCAGACAAAAGCAAAGCUGGGUAUGCGUAAAGUGAGAAAAUGGGUAUGGGCACCAUUCACAAACCCUGCACGCAAAGACAAUGCCGUCUUCUAUCACUGGAAGAGAGCUUCAGAUGAGGCCAAAGAGUAUCCUUUUGCUCAAUUCAACAAGCAAGUAUCAAUACCAUCUUACUCAGAAUCAGAGUAUAAUCAAUUCCUGAAGUCAGAAGACUGGAGUCAGGCUGAGACAGAUCACUUGAUGGACCUUUGCCAGAGAUUUGACCUGCGGUUCAUUGUCAUACAUGACCGAUGGGACCGGGCUGCUUUUAGAGACCGCAGUGUUGAGGAUCUUAAAGAGAGAUAUUAUAAUAUCUGUGGUAUAUUAAGCAAGGUAAAAACAAAUCCAUGGUCAAAUACUGUGACCAUGGUCAAUGGAGAAAAACGGAUUUAUCAGUACGACGCCGAACAUGAGCGGAAGCGGAAGGAUCAACUGAAAAGACUGUUUGACAGAACCCAAGAACAGAUUGACGAAGAACAAAUGCUUCUCUCCGAAUUGAAGAAGAUUGAAGCAAGAAAACGAGAAAGGGAAAGGAAAACUCAAGAUCUACAAAAGUUGAUUUCAAGAGCCGACAGUGGUAAUAUUCACCCUGUUGCUCAAGUGAAUGUAACAGAAAGUGCCAACACUCCUAACACUGCCGCUAACAUUGCAAGGAGACAUGAUAGGAAGCUGCAUAAGAAGAAGCUUUCAUCUCAACAGAGGCCUAUAAGAGCAGUAGAGAGUGUGACUGUAGAAUGGUCAGGCAUAAAAUUCCCGGAAGCGCGCGGCACCGGCGUAUGGCUAAGGUCGCAGCGCAUGAAAUUGCCGCCCGGCGUCGGACAACGCAAAACUAAAGCUAUUGAACAGGAGCUACGGACUAUGAAUAUUGACAUUGCGCCAACGCCGACGGAAGAAAUCUGCAAGCACUUCAAUGAACUCCGAUCAGACCUAGCACUGGCGCUUGAUCUCAAAAACGCUCUCACUGCCUGCGAGUUCGACCUGCAAGCCCUGCGACAUCAAUACGAGGCACUGAACCCAGGAAAGACCCUGACAAUACCCCCGUCAAUAUGUAGUACAUCAAAUGACAGUGAAGCAAAACCCACAGGGGGAGAGAUCAUUGACGUUGUUGGCUCUCCAAGUGCUCAUAAUACCACUAUCUAGCAUUGAUUAUGUUAUUCAGAUAGCCCUAUUAUUAUAGCAACUCA
Molecule: messenger RNA, 1556 nt
Organism: Hyposmocoma kahamanoa
Lineage: Eukaryota; Metazoa; Arthropoda; Insecta; Lepidoptera; Cosmopterigidae
Gene: DMAP1
Product: DNA methyltransferase 1-associated protein 1
Exons: 8
Coding region: 118-1512 (464 amino acids)
Biological process (GO): negative regulation of transcription by RNA polymerase II; chromatin remodeling; DNA repair
Cellular component (GO): NuA4 histone acetyltransferase complex; Swr1 complex; nucleus
Molecular function (GO): transcription corepressor activity
Source: RefSeq, a predicted model, not a curated record